AGCGGAUUACAGACGGAAGGACGAGCCAUUUCUCCUUUAUAGAUACUGAUAUGUACGCGAAAACGGAUUGAACCGUCGUCUUCACCUUUCGUCCCUUUCUUCCAUGUAUCCUGUAACUAACGCCCGUAUUCUCUUGUUCGGUACAAUUGUCACCUACAAUCACUGAUCGAACUUAAAAAAACAAUGAGUAUGGAUACCGGCGCCACGUUGCGUAUCUCGCGUGUACUUCUCACCGGACCCCCUGGUAUAGGCAAAACUACGAUAUGCAAACAGCUAACUAAAAUGAUAGAGGAGAAAAGUUACAAGCUUGAUGGUUUUUAUACGGAAGAAGUUCAAGGGCCAAACGGUAGAAGGAUUGGGUUUGACGUUGUACUUGUGAACAAUUCUGAGAAAAAAUCGAUAUUAGCAAGAGCCGAAAAUGCGAUAAACGAGUGGCAACGAUCUAAAUAUAAAGUGGGAAACUACCAUGUAUUUCUUAAUGAUUUUGAAACGAUGGCAUUACCAGUCUUUGAUUCAAACGCAGAUAUACUUAUUAUCGAUGAAAUAGGCAAAAUGGAAUUAUUUAGCCCGAAGUUUCAUGAUAAAAUACUGAAAUUAUUCUCUGAAACUUCGAACAAACCUUUUAUAAUUGCAACAAUACCUCUAAUGCAUAAAAUUCCACAGAGACAUUUGCCUCUAUUUCAAAACCUCCACGCAGAUGAGAAGUCUAAAGUUAUAACCGUAAAUCGCCAAAAUCGAGAUACUUUACCGCAAGAAAUUUGUCAUCUUAUUUCAUAAGGUGAAAUUAAUUUCAAUAAAAACAAUCUAAAUACCAAAUACAUUAUAAACAUCGUUUAUUCUUAACAAAAAAAAAACAAAA
Hylaeus anthracinus is the source of this 859-nucleotide messenger RNA. RefSeq names its product nucleoside-triphosphatase THEP1. Bases 184 to 777 code for a protein of 197 amino acids. NCBI's taxonomy places the organism in Eukaryota, Metazoa, Arthropoda, Insecta, Hymenoptera, Colletidae. The transcript is spliced from 5 exons. The record is from RefSeq and is a predicted model, not a curated record. Gene Ontology annotation, molecular function: ATP hydrolysis activity.